This is a messenger RNA of Daktulosphaira vitifoliae (grape phylloxera), 1511 nucleotides long. RefSeq names its product protein RRP5 homolog (gene Rrp5). Gene Ontology annotation, molecular function: RNA binding; protein binding. NCBI's taxonomy places the organism in Eukaryota, Metazoa, Arthropoda, Insecta, Hemiptera, Phylloxeridae. Gene Ontology annotation, biological process: rRNA processing. Gene Ontology annotation, cellular component: small-subunit processome; nucleus; nucleolus. The record is from RefSeq and is a predicted model, not a curated record. The coding region runs from base 392 to 1459 and encodes 355 amino acids. The transcript is spliced from 7 exons.
GCUACUUAAAAUAUUUAAAAUUAAUUUUUUUUUUUCUAAAAUUUAUACUGCGCUGUAUAAAUGAUGCUGUAUCUAAAUUUUAUUGUAGUAAGCUAACACUGUGAGAUUUUUUACUGAGUUUUUCCUCAUUUUACUAUCACUUGGCUAAUUUACCGUUAGUUGUGGUAUAAUUAAAAAACCUGUUUUCUACAUACAUAAGAAAGAAUAAAAACUCAGUUAUCUUUAAUCGUGCUAUCAUAAAAUAAUUUGAUAACAGAAUGAUAUUAAACACGUUUCUAUUUGUAUCAAUUUAGCUGAUGUUUUUGAGAAAGAUUUUUUAGUCUUCCCACAAAUGAUUAGUAGUCAGUAGAAAUAAAGUUUAAUUGUCAUUUAGUGAAUGUAGUUGGUAAUUAUGGAUAAAAAACGAAGUAAUGAUGAGAGUUGUAAACUCUCUUUGUCGGUUCAAAAUCUUGGAUUUGAAUGGAAUGUUAACAUCAAUUAUUUCAACAAACAUGAAAAUGAAUCUGAUGGUUCUGAUAAAGAAGAAUAUGAAGAACCCAAGAAGAAAAAAAUCCGUAAACUAAAUGCAGCUCAAAAGCGAGAAGAGCAAAAACAAGAAGAGUUAAGAUUGAGAAAAAUAGAACAAGAAUUAAUACAUAUUGAAACUAAUCCUCAAAAUGCAGAUCAUUUCGAUAGACUAGUUUUAGCCAAUCCCAAUAAUUCUCUUAUUUGGAUAAAAUACAUGGCUUGUCAUUUACAAGCUACAGAAGUAGAAAAAGCACGAGCUAUUGCUAAGAAAGCAUUAUCAACAAUAGAUUCAAGAGAAGAACAGGAAAAAUUAAAUGUGUGGACAGCUCUUUUAAAUUUAGAAAAUCUAUAUGGAACUAAAGAAUCAUUUAAAGAAACUAUGGAUAAUGCUCUACGUUCUAACGAUGAGUAUGAAGUCUACAAAAAAAUUUUAGAUUUACUUGCUGAAUCCAAUAAAAUAAAGGAACUUGAAGAAAUUGUAACAAAAAUAAAUAGAAAAUUUCGUGAUUCUAUUGAUGCUUAUUUUCACUGUGCUUUAGUUUAUUUUAAGUUGAACAAAGCUGGAAAGGCCAGAUUUAUUUUGCAAAAAGCAUUAUCACAUCUCCCCAUAAAAUCUCAUGUAUCUAUGAUAAGUCGCUUUGCAUUACUUGAAAACAGUAGAGGAUCACCUGAAGAAGCUCAAACAUUAUUUGAACACAUUCUUACGUCAUAUCCAUCACGAAUUGAUGUAUGGAGUAUAUAUAUAGAUAUGUUAGUGAAAUCAGAUAAAGUUGACCUUGCUAGACAUGCAUUAGAACGUGCAACAAUUCAAAAAUUAGCUCCAAAAAAAAUGAAAAGUUUAUUCAAUAAAUGGAUGAUUUUGGAAGAAAACCAUGGUAACUCAGAAGCUGUUGAAAAAGUUAAAGACAGUAUGAAAAAUUAUGUUAAUUUAGUUUUAAAGGAUAAAAAAUGAAUUUUUUAUAGAUAAUUGUAUUAUUAAUUAAAAGUAAUUGUUUUACUUACAA